Messenger RNA from Haliotis rufescens (red abalone), 1602 nucleotides. RefSeq lists its product as uncharacterized. The coding region runs from base 58 to 1473 and encodes 471 amino acids. Gene Ontology annotation, biological process: transmembrane transport. The transcript has 11 exons. Gene Ontology annotation, molecular function: transmembrane transporter activity. Lineage: Eukaryota; Metazoa; Mollusca; Gastropoda; Lepetellida; Haliotidae. The record is from RefSeq and is a predicted model, not a curated record.
GUCAGAUGACCCAACACCUCCCUAGUCGCUUGUACAAGCGGAGAGUAAUACGGUAAAAUGGCGGCUCGUCCUUUGAAGGCCUAUCUCGCUGUAUUUGGUGGAAUGUUUGUGCAUCUUACUCUUGGAACAUUCUAUACGUUCGGUAAUUUGACACCAUACGUGACGUCAUACCUUCGGAACAGCACCUCCGACCAUGACAUGGACUACAGCGACAGUGUGUGGAUAUUCGCGACUGCAGCUGUAGGUCAAGGGUUAUCCAUGUUUCUCGGAGGUAUCAUCAGCAGAAGACUCGGUCUACGACUCACCGUCUUGCUGGGGGCGGGGCUCAUGAGCUCUGGCGUAACCUUCACGUACUUCACAAUACAGCAUUCGUACAUCGGAGUCAUCUUGACGUAUGGUCUCAUGGUUGGUCUUGGGGCGGGCGUUGCCUACUCACUCCCCUUGUCAUGCGCAAUGAAGUGGUUCCCGGAACGAAAAGGCAUGGCAGGUGGCCUAGUGGUGGCGGGGUUCGGGGGAGGAGCGUUCAUCUUUAACCUGGUCCAAACGGCUUUCAUCAACCCAGGCAAUCUGUCACCUGAUUUGAAGGUCAAUGGAGAAAAAUACUUCACGCAACCUGAGCUCCUGGACAGGGUGCCGUGGGUGUUCGUGCUGACCGGCGGGGUAUACGUUGUCAUGCAAAUCGUGGGCGUGGCCGCCAUGCGAGAGCCCCUGUCGCCGGAGUUUACUACAGAAAAAGAACCUACUGUAGACUUUGCCUUGGGCAGUGACAGUGAGGAACAAACAACGAAUAAAACCACUACCGAGGGCGUGUCGGACAGUACCAACAGCAGCGACCAUGUCCAGGACUCUAGUGAAAGUGAUUUAAGCAGACAAGCCGAUGACCUGUCCCCGCUGCAAGUGUUACGGAAUCGGGCGUUCUACACCAUUUGGCUGUGUUUCCUACUAAAUGGACAAGGAGUCGUGUUACUGUCGUCUCUAUACAAGGACUAUGGGCAGACAUUCAUCGACAAUGACGUGUUCUUGGCUGUCACUGGCGCCUUCGCUGCUGUAUUCAACUUCUCAGGACGGAUGUUCUGGGGCUUUAUAGCAGACCGGUUUUCAUUUAAAAUAGCCAUGCUGUGUCUGUGUACCUCUUUCUGCUCCCUGAUGAUCACCUUCAACGCCACGAGACUGGGAGGGAAGCCCCUGUUCUUCAUCUACGUGUGUCUUCUGUACGGGACCCUGGCGGGGAACUUCGCCUUGUUUUCCGUCGCUGUGGCUAAAUCGUUUGGCCAGACGCACUAUGCUAUCAACUACGGCCUGGCAUUUACGUCACAGGUAGUAACAGCGCCACUUGGGGCCAUCUUCGCGUCUCAGCUCAAGACACAGAUUGGCUGGUUUGGUCUGUUCAGCAUGAUCACCGGCUUCACCUUCCUGAGUCUGCUUCUGACCACGACGUUCAACGUUAAGAACAAAAAAGGGAAGGAUAUUUGAAGCGAUAAAAGAAUACCAAACCAAGAUGUGGCGUUCAUCGACGCGUGUUUUACAAAAACUGUCAUCAGAAACAAUUGAUCAGAUAACUUCUAUGUACUGCUGAUGUAUUAAAUUAUUCCGCUAAUAUAA